Messenger RNA from Magnusiomyces paraingens, 2472 nucleotides. RefSeq lists its product as uncharacterized. The coding region runs from base 1 to 2472 and encodes 823 amino acids. The transcript has 2 exons. The record is from RefSeq and is a predicted model, not a curated record. NCBI's taxonomy places the organism in Eukaryota, Fungi, Ascomycota, Dipodascomycetes, Dipodascales, Dipodascaceae. Gene Ontology annotation, biological process: positive regulation of transcription by RNA polymerase I; positive regulation of rRNA processing. Gene Ontology annotation, cellular component: nucleolus. Gene Ontology annotation, molecular function: RNA binding; protein binding.
AUGGGUACUUCUAUAAAGGCUUCAGAAGUUACUUCAAGAAAGACUUCUUGGAAAUUUUCUAAAGAAGUUGGAGGUUUUCUUCCAUCCGUAAAACCUAUUUUUUAUAAAAAUAGAAAAUACCUUAUUGUUCUUGGUUCAGUAGAUGUUAGAAUAUAUCAAAUAACUACGAGACAAUGCAUUCGAAGAAUUGCAGUUGAUGGAACGAAAUAUGCACAUAUGUACCUUGGGCAAAAUGGAAAGUUGUGGCUUUUUAGUCAACUGGGUCAAGGAAUAUUUGUCGACCUUGAGGAUGAAAACGGCCAAAUUUUUUUAACAACCCUUGAUCUCCCAAUAUAUGAGAUUGUUGAUAUUAUUGAUGAUAAAACCUUUAUUAUAAUUUCAUCUCUUGAUCAAGUUUCUUCAAAGUCUAUUCCCGGUCACCGAUACCUUCUAAAGCACACUUUGAAGGACGGAAAAUCGAUUUUUGCUGAUGAAAAUGUUCAAAAGUCUAAAGAUAGUUCGCGAUGGGAUACAUCGGUGAUUUUUCAUAUUGAUUACAGCAAAAACUUCGCUAUUUCUAACAACAAAAAAUAUUUUGCUUUCACUACCAGUUAUUUAAGUGAUACAGUUGUGGCGGGACAAUUGGAUGAAGAAUACAAUCUUAUUCAAGCAAUGGAGCCUAUUCAACGAAAACACAGGACGCGUGCAAUCGCGAUAUCCGAUACGGGUGUGGUUGCUGUAGGCUCUGUUGGUGGAGCUAUUGACCUCUAUUAUGAAAUCUUUGACAAAAAUAGACCUUCAAUUAUAUUUCCAAGAGCUUUGAAAUGGCACAUUGAUCCCGCAAGAGCACUAUCUUUUUCCUUGGACGGAAACUAUUUGUUAUCUGGUGGUAAUGAAAAGGUUCUUGUUUUUUGGCAGCUAGAUACGGGCCGCUCUCAGUUUCUUCCUCGUCUCACUGGUGAAAUAUCUGAUAUUGUUGUUGAUUCAUCAAGCGAACUUUAUGCUGUUAGAAUGGCUGAUAACGAAAUAGUUAUAUUUUCAUCUUUGGAUUUGCUUAGUCGUUUACAGAUUGCUGGCGUGAAAGCUCAGAUUCUUUCUUCACAGCAGCUGGCCAAUGAUUCUACUGCAAUGAAAUCUAAAAAGACCAAUACUAAUGUACCAGUCUUUUCUUGUCCCUUUUUUAUCAAUCCUAAAACAAAAAGUUCUUAUAUACCUUUAACUUAUUCAUCACUUAUUCAAGUCUAUGAUACUAAUAGGGAUGAACAGGUUGGCAUGAUCACUGUUGCCCCAGCUCUUCAAACUGGUAAAGUAAAGGUGGAAACCCAAAUCCGAGAUCCCAAAGUUACACAUGUUAGUUUUACUCCUGAUGGGAAGUGGAUGGCUACUGUUGAUGAAUAUAUUCCACCAAGCAUUGAUCCGUUACUUUCGAAGGGAGACAGGGAAAUUAAUUUAAAGAUAUGGAGAAAUACCGAUGGCAAUUGGGUGCUUACAACUCGUAUUUCUGCACCUCAUGGUACAAAUGUUCGAAUCAGUAAUUUAAUAGCCGCUGGAUCUUAUUAUAAUAAUGGUCAUGCAUUUUUGACCAGUAGUGAGCAUGGAGGUUUAAGAUUGUGGAUGCCCGAACUUAUUAGUCCCGAAGAAGUUUCAAACGAGGGUAAAAUUUCUAAAGACGCGAUUAUCAAAGUCGAUAAAUCACGACUAAACUACUCAUGGUCAGUCAGAAAAGAUAUUCCAGGAAUUCUACAUACACCUUCCCGAGUUAGCGCUUCUUGGUCUACCGAUGGAUCUGUGAUAGUGCUAUCUCUGGGUGGUGCUAUGUAUAUUGUGGAUGGUGAAUCCUUUGAAAUCAAAGCAAGUCUUCCAAAUAUUGUCGAUACUUCAAUUUAUCAACUUCACAUAAUUGGUAGUAGACUUGUUAUUCUUUCACAGACUCGAUUGGCUGUAUACGAUCUUAUUAAUGGUGCUCAGGUUUGGUCUGUUGGUAUUACUGUUCCGGAAUUAGAUUCUCAAAAUCUGCUGGCAGUUGAUUCAUCAAAUGGCCUGAUUGCUCUAGCAGUCAACAAUCAAGGAAAAAAUAAGAUUGCGAGAAUUAUUAUAUUUUCUAUCGAUACUCCAGUUCCUGUGCAUGUUGAAAAUGUACCAUCUUAUAUUUUGUGCAUUCGUCAUGUCCCUAGUACUUCGUCCACAUUUCAAAUUUUGAACCCAGAUUUAAGGUUUAGUACUCUUUCUCCAGCUACUGAAAAGCAAUCUAAUUCAACUUUUGAGCUACAACAACACUCAACAUCUUUUGAAGAUUCGAUUAGCAAUCUUUAUUCAUCAUCAAAUGGGCUUCGUUCUUCCACUACUGCACCAGCUCUUGAUUUUGAUAGUGUAUCAGAUGUUAUCACAGCCACUACAUUUGAUUCCGCAUUUGAAGAUGCUCAAACUGGUGGAUGCUCAAUGAAUGAGUUGUUUGAAAAUGUCUUUAGCGUCCUUGCCAACAAAGCUAAUUAA